Messenger RNA from Hibiscus syriacus, 1028 nucleotides. RefSeq lists its product as uncharacterized. The record is from RefSeq and is a predicted model, not a curated record. Lineage: Eukaryota; Viridiplantae; Streptophyta; Magnoliopsida; Malvales; Malvaceae.
UUAGGAAACCAGAAGGCUUUAGAUCUACAACAACCCAAAAUAUUUUCCAGUGAUGCUGAAUCGUGGAACAAAGUUAAAGGCAUGGCAUGUACCUCAAAAAUACCCGAUUGUAGUCCCAGAUAUGUUUCUGGUAUCAGUCUCAGUAGCAUUGGUAUUGCUUUUCCGGAAAAAUGAUGCAAAACCAUGGAAUAGGUUUGUGUCUUUGGUGCAAUUCGAUCCGAGGAGAGAGUUCCGGAACGGUACGGAUUUGAUAUGGCAAAUACCCGAUUCGCCUAAGGCUGUUCUUUUUCUGGCUCAUGGAUAUGGUCUUAGAGCUGUUGAUUUUUGGGAGAGGUCUAUUGAACGCCCCGAAUGUGUUGGUUUGCCGGAGGACAGGCUGCUCGUGCUUCAUGCUCUUGCCCGUAAGUUCGCCGUCUUGACUAUAUCGAGUGCUGGGAAGUGCUGGACUUUUGAGAAGGAAAGGUUGGUUGUUGAAGAUAUUAUAACAUGGUGGGUUAAGAAACACAAUCUUGGAAAGCUGCCUCUUGUUGCUUUGGGAGCUUCUUCGGGUGGGUUUUUCGUAUCGGCUAUCACUAACAAUUUGAAGUUUAAGACGAUCGCCGAAGGAUUAUGCCGAAUGGACAUUGCAGAGGACUAUCCACCUACCCUUUUCGUGCACAUGCCGAAAGAUACAAGUAGAAAAUGGAAAAUUACUAAUUUCAUGGGAGUUUUGCGAAGUAAAGGGGUUGAUGUUGCGGAGAUAGAAUGCAUGGAGUUGCCUCUGUCACCGACCUUUUUGUCCGACAGAAUCCGGGGUUUUGAUCAGACCGUUUCUGGUAGAGGCUUUGUCGACGAGAACGGGUAUAUGAAGCAGGACGGACGUGUAACGCCUUGGAAAGAUGCUCUCCGGGAUAGUAAGAUUAACUUGCUGGAAAAAGAUUUGAUGCAUCCUGUUGACGAAGAUCUAAAUCUUGCGUUUGCCUAUCAUGAAAUGACUAGUUUGCAAUCCGAUGAGAUUUUCAAAUGGUUCGAAUCUCAUAUGAACUGAG